AUGGCAGACAUCCCCAUCUUACGUGGCUGUGGGGCAACAUGGGACAACACGGAGGUUCACGAACCGGACGCACAGGAAGUAUCGGCCUCUAGAGGGAGCAGCCUCCAGAGGGAGCAGCCUCCAGAGGGAGCAGCCUCCAGAGCAGCCUCCAGAGGAGCCUCCAGAGGGAGCAGCCUCCAGAGGGAGCACCAGAGGGAGCAGCCUCCAGAGGGAACAGCCUCCAGAGGGAGCAGCCUCCAGAGGGAGCAGCCUCCAGAGGCCUCCAGAGGAGCCUCCAGAGGGAGCAGCCUCCAGAGGGAGCAGCCUCCAGAGGGAGCACCAGAGGGAGCAGCCUCCAGAGGGAACAGCCUCCAGAGGGAGCAGCCUCCAGAGGGAGCAGCCUCCAGAGGGAGCAGCCUCCAGAGGGAGCAGCCUCCAGAGGGAGCAGCCUCCAGAGGGAGCAGCCUCCAGAGGGAGCAGCCUCCAGAGGGAGCAGCCUCCAGAGGGAGCAGCCUCCAGAGCAGCCUCCAGAGGGAGCAGCCUCCAGAGGGAGCAGCCUCCAGAGCAACCUCCAGAGGGAGCAGCCUCCAGAGCAGCCUCCAGAGCAGCCUCCAGAGGGAGCAGCCUCCAGAGGGAGCAGCCUCCAGAGGGAGCAGCCUCUAG
Messenger RNA from Knipowitschia caucasica, 642 nucleotides. The record is from the annotation of a GenBank genome assembly. Lineage: Eukaryota; Metazoa; Chordata; Actinopteri; Gobiiformes; Gobiidae.